Molecule: messenger RNA, 5527 nt
Organism: Strongylocentrotus purpuratus (purple sea urchin)
Lineage: Eukaryota; Metazoa; Echinodermata; Echinoidea; Camarodonta; Strongylocentrotidae
Gene: crtc1
Product: CREB-regulated transcription coactivator 1
Exons: 13
Coding region: 18-2081 (687 amino acids)
Biological process (GO): protein homotetramerization; positive regulation of transcription by RNA polymerase II
Cellular component (GO): cytoplasm; nucleus
Molecular function (GO): cAMP response element binding protein binding
Source: RefSeq, a predicted model, not a curated record
UGUAAAUAACCCGCUGGAUGACAACAUUUAUUUCGGAACGAAAAUCUGGCUGUGCAAGCCAGGCAAAACCAAUGUCGAAAAUGUCUAGCCCACGGAAAUUUAGUGAAAAGAUUGCCCUGCACAAUCAAAAGCAGGCGGAGGAAACAGCUGCCUUUGAGCAGAUUAUGAAAGAAGUAUCAAUAGUUUCUAGGCAUCCACACAGUGUUAGCCCCCAUCACCACCUGCAGCUAUCUCCUGCACUGGGGACAUAUCGCGGAGGAUCAUUACCAAAUGUUAAUCAAUUAGGAAACAGUUCUAUAGAUUUACAGCAAGCAUUGCAUAGUUUAGAGGAUAUAAAACAUGCAACAGGACGAGGAGUACAAGACCGAGUCUACAGAACACAACGGCCGGGGGCCCAUAGAGGGAGACAUGAAGCAGCGCCAUACAGUGCUCCCUACCUGUCUCCACCAAGUGAUACAAGUUGGAGGAGAACGAACUCUGACUCGGCGCUUCAUACCAGUGCAAUGGUUCAAGAUGUUUUCUCUGGACCCGCAUCCGUUCCCCAUAGGAGAGAUACGAUAGAUAACAUGGGUGAUAGAUUGAAGCCUGUUCACUGGGACCCCAAGAAGGGUCAUCACCAGCUUCAGUCCAGGCCCAGAUCAUGUGAGGUACCUGGAAUCAAUAUUUGUCCAUCGGAGCAGCCAUCGGAUGCAAUCAACUCCAUCCCGAUCUCAAGUAGCACCGGGUCGCUACCGGACCUCACCAACCUCCACAUCCCCUCUCCGCUCCCAACGCCCUUAGAUCCUGAAGACCAGACAUACAAUCACAGCGGUAGCGCCACAAACCUCUCGCAAAGCAUGCCAUCAGGAGGUCACCUGAGCAUUGUGGGUAACCACACGUUACCACAGGUGACGACGCACAGUCCACAGGUUAGCCCUCAAAUGAGCCCCCAGAACCAGAGGCGGCAAGUCAUGAGCAAUCCCGGUAGCCCCGUCGUCCUCAAUCAAAGGAGACAUUUAUCCCCUAGUCCACAGGGUAUCCCAUUAGACCAGACCCCCAGCAUAGUUGUGGAUCAUCAUCAAGAGCAAUCCAAUCAUCAUACGCAGCAACAAGUUGCACAGGUAGCCCAACAGGUAGCGCAGCAACAGCAGCAACAGCAACAACAACAGCAGCAGCAGCAGCAACAACAGCAGCAGCAGCAAUCACAACAACAGCAAAUGGCAAACCAAGGUAAUAUAUUCCAUCAACAACAGCAGCAGCAACAGCAGCAGCAACAACAGCAGCAACAACAGCAGCAACAACAACAACACCAUCAUUCAAAUCCGGCGAGUCCACAGCACAACGUUCCUCCCAGCCUCACGUUAGACAUGUCACAAAUGGCUGUAUUACAGGCUCAGAUGCAGCAUUACAGGGACAAAGGACAACAGAUGAUGGGUAACACUGUCUCCUGCUCCUCCCCGACCUCACCUGUCUCCAAUCCUAACAAUUCCCCUCUGCCCUCUCCUGGUGGAUCCAUGCCAGUAGGUUCCUGUUCUCCAGGCUCCACCUCUCCGGUCCCAGCCAACAUGGGUCUGUUCAGUGACGCCUAUUACCAGCAGCAGCAGACUAAUGCUCUACAGUACAAGUUUGAGCAGUUCAACAUGAUGCAGAACUCAGAACAGAAGCAGAGGACGACGUCCACACCCACGUCACCGACGUUUGUCCUUUCCAAUGAACAUGACAUGCAAUCGGGUUUGGGUCUUUCAUAUGGUGCUGUGUACAGCCACAAUCUAGGGGGCAGUCAGGAAUUAAUUCAUCAUGGGAGACCGCCCCCUACCUACCAACAAACCCUUAUGCAAAUCCCUCAACACUCACAUCCCAGCAAUAUUCCAGAUAUUAUAUUCACAGGUGCAGGGGAAUCACCGCCAAGGCAAGAGUUAGCUCGUGAAAUCAGCAACGCCAUGGCCAGUAUGGACAGUAACUUUGAGCAUGAUCUCUUGUUUUCAACGGACUCAUUGAACGUUGAUCCUCUAGACCUAGAGCACCUACAGAUGCUCUCGGACAAUGACAUUGUCGCUGACCAAGCCACGGAAGACUCUUUUCGGCAAGAUCAUCGGCUCUAGCCAGCCGCGACCCUUGACCCUUCCUCCCUACCCACAUGGGAUACUGUCUUGCGAUUGGUAUCACCAUGGGGUUGGUGGUGGUGUUUGAGACAAAUUCGGGCAGAAUCAUUGCGAGUGUUCAACUCGCUUGUGUGUGCGUAGAACGACUGCUUCGGCUGUACCGGGCCAGCAGAGUAGUGCCGAGAUGCAUUCUUUUGGCAGAUGGAAUGCACAGAUUGAUUUAUUGAGUAACGAGAGCAACGAAUGCUGCAUAGCGAUGGGAGAGUGCUUUUGGCAAAGUGGAAAUCUAACUUCAUUAAAGAUUCCUAGAUGCCAUAUCUGAAGUGUGACUGUCAUCCAGGAGAACGAGAACAGUGGAUGUGCUUCUGAUCAAGCUCUUCACAUGGAAGACAACAAGGAAAGAGAAAUAAAAAGCUAUUGUCCUUUCAGGCUAAUAUGUUUGUAUUUGUCAAGGGGUGUGGAGAAGCUGAGUAAAUGCCUGGAGAGUUUCUUAAAUUCUUUAGAAAUUAGAUCACAAACAAAGUUGAGAUUACAGUCAGAUAGUAAAUUGAGCACCAUAUCCUACAGUAUCAAUGGAUUUUCAGGUAGAUGAAAUCGUUUCUUGGGUAGGCCAUACAGAAAAAAACAUUAAUAAGUCUCUUCAAAUUUUUGUUUAUAUUGUUGCUCUAAAUUUAGGUACCAAGUCAGAUUCAUCCUACAUAAAAAGCAAUAAUAAAUCAACUUUUCUACGAAGCAGAGUUAAAAUCGAUUCAUUGGGUAUUGUUGAUUCAAACCUUUUUUCUCAGGCUGAUAGAAAUAAUUUUAGAUUAUCAUGUUUUCACCUAUAUUCUUUUUUUAGCCUCGUUUUUGUGCAAAUUUGUAAGGAAUUAUUCAAAUCGGCUGUAAUGUAUUUGUAUGUAGUAAUCGAUUUCUUCAAAUUUUAGGGAUCUGACAGAAUAAACAUUGUUCAAUAUUUUCUUUAAAUUUCAACCCCCAAAGGUAUUAACCUAAUGUUUCUAAGAGAAAAAAGUUUAUGAUAAACAACUUUUGGGUCUGACCCUAUUGCCUGGAAUACUCUCAGAUUGUGAUAAUAGGAAAAGCACCAACAGUGAGAACGGUUCAAUAGAAAAGAUCUUUCCUCGCCAAUUAACCUGCUGACUACUGAAUGUUAUAGGUCCCAUAGGCUUAACACAGGGACCAACAGGUUCCAGUAAGCAAAGGGUUAAGGGCCACCUGCUGGCUGGACCGUUGACAAGAUGUGGCAUUCUGUUUGAAAGCCUGUGAAGACAUUGUUAUAGUGUGUACCGUCUGAUCAAUCUACUCAUACUUUGAUUAAUGUUUGUUUAUUGUUUUGUUUAUUGUGAGUUUUACACUUGUGUGUAAUGGAAGGAUGGUUGAUAAUGUUAUCUAUUGUGUUAAGAGAAGAGUGCAAUUGUACAUUCCAGAGGCACAACAAAAUAGCUGCGGAAGCAGUAUUUCUGUACCUUGCUGCAUUUUGAGUUGAUUUUAUUUGAGCUGCAUUUUCGUUAUCACUUCUUCAAACUCUUACUAAUGUUCCACUACUUACAGCAAUGGAUUAUAUUGAGUAAUUUUGAACACAACACAAACAAAAGAAGAUUAUGUGUAGAGAAGCACUUUGAAGAAAAAAAGAUAUCAUAAAUUCCAUUUACAUUUACAGGUUUUUCAGCAGAUUUGAGCAUAAAGUUUGUACCCAAUAUGAAUAUGUUGCAUGCAUGUAUGGAACUAUCAAAUUUGGCAUAUGUUUAAGCAAUCCAAACAUUCUUAGAACCAAAGGAUGUUCAUCAUGCUACUAUUAACAUGUCCAUUGCACUUUCUUUGGAAAGAAGACUUAGGGUACAUAAACACAUCCCUGCCUGCCUGCCACCACUAAGGCAACGUGGAGAGCACUCUUCACUCUAGACCUGUACAGAUCAUAGAUGCACAAGAUUUUGAAGUAUGGUUACUCUGGACGAUAUGAAAUCAUCCCCAGUUAAUCCUCUUUCAAUAAAACAAGAAGCCAUAGUGCAAAGCAUCACAAUCGAUUAGGACACUUGUGAAGAUAUUGGUUGUGAAGAUUCCUGUAGAUCAUCAACAUCUAAAAGACAAAUCUCAUAAAAUGAAAUGGAAGAGUACAUAAGAGGGAACCUAAAUUUCUAUUGUGCAUGUAAAAGCUGUAGUUCCUCAUCAUGCAGUAGAGCCUAAGGUAUGUGUUGCCUUAGAGGAAGAUCCAAGGUGUUUGGUCAUUUCAUUUCCAAUGCAAGUACAAUGCAAAAUUGAACAGAUUUAACAAAACAAUUAUCUUUUUCCUUGAUGUUAGGUAUGAAACAAAAUAUAAUUUGACUCCACAAACUUUUGCAACAUGAGUCUCUGGUGAGUUGUUAUGGAUGGCCAGUUUCAUGGCAAGAAACUUUCAUGAAAUGCAAAUGUUUAAUGCUGUGUCAACUGAGACUCAUUUAUUUUGUGGGAUGAAACUUUGACAAAUCUGAACUGCUCACAAAAUUUGCUAAUAUUUCAGGCACGGGAAAGUUUUGGGUAUGACUGUUUCUUUGUCAUGUAAUCGAUAAUAAUAUAUGGGUCAAAUACCUUAGAGUGGCCCAUACCAAAUACUGCUCUGGUUUGUACUAUGAUGAUGAAUGAAACGAGUGAAAUGUUACCAUCUAAAGGAAGAAAAAGGUUCAUCGAUGGGAACAGAAUUAGCGGAGAUAAUGUAUUCAGAUAUAGUAAUAAUGAUAAUAAUAAUAAUAAUAUUUCCUGUUUACCCAGGGUAGCCUCAUCAGUAUUAAUACUGUUCUCCCUGAGGGGCCCUGCAAUUAUAGUGGACCGGACAAAAUUUCUGUGCUUAUUCAAUGAGCUCUUUGAUGUAAGAUACAAACAUAAGAAACGUAUUACAUUUACAGCAUUAAAGAAUGCAGCAGUAUACCACUUGAUAUCUGAAUGAGGUGAUAAUAUAUGAAGAAUCUCCCUGCUCUCAACCCCCUACUCGGCACAUCAAUGUGUGAAAAUAAUUCAGAGUUUCAAAUCAAACUCAAAGAUCUGCCUCUGAGGCUCUUGGCAAUUAAAUUAAUUUUCUGAAGUAGAUUAUUGGUAAUGGUCCAGAAAUCCACUUCCUAAGUCAGCGUCGUUAAACCUCAUUCACUCAUGCCAUAAAGAUAACCUGCCUAAAAAAAUGCCGCUGCAAAAUAUUUUUAAAAAUCGUUUAUGUGGAAAUGAUUGGCGAGUGCGGGUGAAAACACAAAGCUGUAUGCAGUAAAGGCCCUUAUAUGCACUUAUCUGUAGAUGUUAUAAGAUACAGAAAUAGGAAGUACUCUAGGCUCAUGUUUCAUUGGCAGCGACACUUUCUAAGUGGUUUACCUUUUCAUUUGUGAAUGAGUCUUUUGUGUUCUUACUGGUAGGGGGUGUCUUGUGCUUAAUGGUUCCAUGACGUUCAUUCAAAAUUGAGCCUGUAAGUAUGGAUUAUUGGUGGAGUA